UGGCGUUUCUCCAUAGCAAGAUGAAGAUCAUACCUAUUUUAAUAUUGGCAUAUCUUGGCUAUGCCUUAAGUGAUGAUCCUAUUGAGAGUAGUAAUAAACGGAGACUUCAAAAUAUUGUAAACAAAUAUAGGCACUUGUCCACUGGAAAUGCUGAAUUCUCCCGGUGGAUUGAAAAAAUCUACUAUGCUAUCGAUUCGCCAGUCUUUAAUCCGGGAAAUGUUGUACGGAAAAUAGAAUUGCUGAAUGAAUUCAACAUUUACGACAGGAGACGUCAAGAACUUGAAGAUAGUAUUAAUAAUCGUUUGUCCAGAGUCAGAAAAUUGCUAAACUUAAAAAUGGGAGGCAAGGGAUGUGUGAAGUUUUACAAAAUGCAGGCAAAUGAACUUAAAAACGCCCUUAAGCUCACCAAUAAUAUGAAAGAAAUCAAAGUUGAUAAAAAUAGUCGUUCAUGCCCACAAAACUUAUCCGAAAAAGAGGAUUCUGAUGAUUCUGAUUACUUAUAAAUUUUAACUUUGGGCAAUAUUAAAUUUUUAAUUUUAUUUUUGUGUUUUGUUUUUGAACAAAGUUGAAAAAAAUAAAGUUUUAGUUGAAACAA
Drosophila subpulchrella is the source of this 595-nucleotide messenger RNA. RefSeq lists its product as uncharacterized. The record is from RefSeq and is a predicted model, not a curated record. The transcript is spliced from 2 exons. Bases 21 to 503 code for a protein of 160 amino acids. NCBI's taxonomy places the organism in Eukaryota, Metazoa, Arthropoda, Insecta, Diptera, Drosophilidae.